This is a messenger RNA of Ricinus communis (castor bean), 2574 nucleotides long. RefSeq lists its product as uncharacterized. Gene Ontology annotation, cellular component: membrane. The record is from RefSeq and is a predicted model, not a curated record. The transcript is spliced from 5 exons. The coding region runs from base 749 to 2110 and encodes 453 amino acids. NCBI's taxonomy places the organism in Eukaryota, Viridiplantae, Streptophyta, Magnoliopsida, Malpighiales, Euphorbiaceae. Gene Ontology annotation, molecular function: metal ion transmembrane transporter activity. Gene Ontology annotation, biological process: transmembrane transport; metal ion transport.
AUCAAUUCUGCACCAGUGGUUACAGAAUCGGAGCAUAAUAUCGUUACUAUAUAUCCACUUAUUAAUAAUUAAUCAAACCUUGAAAUUAGCCUUAGUAUUUUACCAAGAACGUGAGCAGUACUGAUAUUUUCUUAUUUUGGUAAAAAGCUUUUGUCAACAUUAUUUUCUAUUCUAUUUCUAAAAUUUUCUAUUAUUGAUUAUUUUUUGAGUAAAAUUUGAAUGGGAAGUUUCUUAGAACCUUCAAAACACGUGAUCUUUGAUAUGCUAUCUUUGUUUUCUCAGGACAAUAUAACAAUUCUUCAAAACCUGUCCUAUUUUAUAUUGUUUCUUGAAAGUUUCAAUCUUGUCUGGUCGUUAACCCACCAGUCUUUUUCAACAUAUGUCCCAAAAGGAAUUCUGGGCGUUGUUAAAUUUUUGAUCUUUGGUGGUUUUGGCUAAUUUUUUGAUCUGGCUUUUCCUCGUUUUGGUGUUUGCUUCCAAAUUUUUGACUCAUUUCAUCAGGGGAUAAAUGAAUGAUUAAAUUUGGAAUCUUGGGAGUUUCUUGAGGAGGAUUAUUGUUCUUCUUACAAAUUUAGUCAACAGUUUCUAUUGUCUUUUUCUUGGAUAUAUAAUGCUGGUUCUUGGUUCUUCUCUGGCAUUUCAAAAUUGAUUGGUUCAUGGUUAUCUGCAUAUACUGUUUUGGAUUGAAUAAGAAGGGAUUCUUGAACCCGAAUUGUUUGAUUUGCAAAGUCAAGAAGCCUGCAAAAAUAUGGAUCUAGGUAGGAUAGGGUCAAUGGGAGAUGGGGAAUCAGAGGAGACGGAUAGAGAGGCCUCUGGAGACACUCCUCUUAUGGGUAGACCUUUCUAUCAAUCCCGUUUUCCGGGUAUGGUGAGACAAAAAGCCUAUAUAUUUGAUGGUGAUGGAAAUUAUUACAACAAAGAAUGGGACCUUGCAGAAGGCAGAGGAAAUGAAUUCUGUUGGUACCAUGUAGAACUUCCAAAAAGUAAUCAGAAACUUUCUCUAUCUGCACAAUGCCUCAUUGAUGUUCUUUGCCCUCCUUUGACACUCCAAGACAUUCUAACACUAGUUAGCAAUGGACCUUAUUGUGGCUUUGUUGAUGGGGCACUUGUCUUCAGAGUUAAUUCUCCUGGUCCUCCUUCAAGUGAUUUUACGUUUAGAUUAGCUGCCAGAGUUACCGAGAAUUCAGUUAUUACAGUGUCGUUAGGCCGGGUUCCUAGAUUGGGUUUCUCACCAAUGGGUCAAUCUCUACUCUCGGAGAUUCCUAGUGUGGAGACUCCCUCAUAUUUUGGAGGGGAGCACAAGGAACAAAGUAGGGUUGUGAUUAAGGAGCAUGUUCUUGAGUUCUUACUAACGAUGAACCACUCAGAGGAAGCCGAUAAUCCUGUUCCAAAAUCUGUCUCAAAUCUUGUUGUUCACAUUGUUGACACACAUAUUGAUCACCUUCAAGAUAUGGUGACUAAACUCGAGAUUGAGCUAGACUCUGUGGAGCUUGAACUUGACAAAGGCGGUUUUGCUUUGAAGAAACAAAUGCUGGAUGAUAGAAGAUUCCCCAAAAUGCAUAUUAAUCUGCAGCGUCUGCUACAGGUCAUUGCACAUGGGGAGCAAGUAUUUCCACGAGUAAAAGAAAAAUGUUCUUCAAAAAGCUGGUUUUCUAAUGAAGAUAUUAACUCCUUAGAAGAGUUAAUUGGAAGACUGAGGAGGCUGAAAGAGAAUGUGGGGUUCAUUGCAAAUCGUGUCACGGCAAUUCAGGCAGGUCUGGAUAGCUGGCAGUCCGAGCAAAUAAACAGGAAACUGUAUUAUCUUUCAUUUCUUUCGAUUGUAUUCCUUCCAUUGUCUAUAAUUACAGGAGUGUUUGGCAUGAACGUGGGAGGAGUUCCAUGGACAGGGCAAAGGGACCCAGAGUUAAAAGAUGGUUUCCGAAAUGUAAUGUUUCUCUGUCUGGUAAUGCUAAUUCUCCUGCUGUUAUGCUUCCUAUUCCCUUCACUUUAUGCUCGUGUAGCUGCUUGGAGGAGGAGCAGGGCUAUAAAAAGAAGCUGGUCCCUCAACAGGAAGUCAUUUCUCAAGAGAACCCGUGAAGGUGAAGAAAGAGGGGGUUACCUUCGCAUUUGAAGGAGUAGUAAAAGAACUCUGAUGAUAUCCUUGUGCUUCAGGUUCUGUUGAUUGAUCUUGAUUUAUACUCAAACCUUGCGUUGUAUCCUUAAGACAUAUAACUCCUGGAAGAAACUUCUCAUCUCAGCCUUUGAAUCAGAUUUUUUUAACUGGUUCUUCAAUGGCAUAUGCCUUCUCAAAGAUAGAGAAUUGUCAAUAAAAUCAUUGGCCCUGCCUCACAAAUUGCAGUUCUUCUCACUGCCCUCUGUCUGGAUAAGAGGUGGAGUUCUUAGAUGAGCCUGUUCUUUCAUUGAUUCUGUUCGUUCUCCAUAUGGCUUGUAAUUUAUUGAUUCUUUUUGGAAUCCUUAACACACUGUACAGAUUUUAACAUGUACCUUUUUAAAUAUAUGUACAUUAGGAUGUUCUUUUAAUCAUGAUUUCAUCUAAGAUUUGGUAAUGAAUGUUGCUUCUAAGGCGUUUCAAUC